This is a messenger RNA of Tachyglossus aculeatus (Australian echidna), 2436 nucleotides long. RefSeq names its product activating signal cointegrator 1 complex subunit 1 (gene ASCC1). Lineage: Eukaryota; Metazoa; Chordata; Mammalia; Monotremata; Tachyglossidae. The transcript is spliced from 9 exons. Gene Ontology annotation, molecular function: RNA binding. The record is from RefSeq and is a predicted model, not a curated record. Gene Ontology annotation, biological process: DNA alkylation repair; regulation of DNA-templated transcription. Gene Ontology annotation, cellular component: nucleus. Bases 1 to 1068 code for a protein of 355 amino acids.
AUGGAAGUCUUACGCCCACAGCUUAUAACAAUUGAAGGACGAAUUUACAGGAAAAACCUCAUCCUAGAGCAGACCAAUCACCAGGAAGAGGAGGAUGAAGAUUUCUAUGCAGGUGCCGUGGAGUGUAUAGAUGAGCCUUGUGACCAUUAUGUGGUGGAACAAACAGACCGAGGUUUCCGGUGUGCCGUCGAGGUCCCCAGCGCUCUCUUCAAGUAUAUCAUUGGGAAGAAAGGAGAAACCAAGAAGAGACUGGAAAUGGAAACCCGAACUUCCAUCAGCAUUCCCAAGCCUGGAGUGGAGGGAGAAAUUGUAAUAACAGGACAACAACGUGCUGGCGUCAUUUCAGCCCGAACUCGGAUCGACGUGCUGAUGGAGAGUUUCCGCAGAAAGCAGCCCUUCACCCACUUUCUCUCCUUCCCCCUCAACCAAGCCGUGGUCCAGAAAGGGUUCUUGGAGUUCCAGGAAAAGGUCCUGGAGAGCUGCUCCAAGGAUCGUGGGGUCAACAGUUGCCUCUUCCAGAAUCCGGAGAAACUUCACCUGACCAUCGGGACCCUAGUGCUCUUGAAUGAACAGGAGAUUCAGCGGGCACAAGACCUACUACAGCAGUGCAAAGAAGAGUUUAUCAACCAGAUUGCUGGAGGCAAAGCUCUCCCGGUAAAGAUGGCAGGGGUAGAAUAUAUGAAUGACGACCCCAGCAUGGUCGAUAUCCUUUACGCCAAAGUACACAUGACGGAUGGCUCGAACAGGCUGCAGCUGAUAGCUGACCAACUGGUGGAACGGUUUGUGGCCUCAGGGCUGAUGCUGAAGGAAUGGGAUAAGGUGAAACUCCACGCUACUAUCAUGAACACGCUCUUCAGGAAAGACCCCAGUGCUGAAGAGAAGAGCCCCUUCCUUGCAACUAAACCUGGCCUGAAGGAGAGAGAAUCGUUUGACGGCAGAAACAUACUAAAGCUCUUCGAGAACUUCCCCUUUGCAGACUUGCAGCUGAAUUCAAUUGACAUCUCUCAGAGGUUCUCCACAGACAGCUCUGGUUACUACGCUUCUUCUGGACAAAUUGACUUCUCCUGAGGCGGCCUGCCAAACCCUGUGAAUGGUGCCUGGUUUUCCAAGACGCUAUUGCCUGAUUGGGGAGGGGACUGUCUCACUUUCUUUACCCAAGGCCUUCAGGAGUGCUGGGAUAUUGGGACUUUGGAGUGCUUCCCAGGGCUUAAUCCUACUCGUGCUUCUAGCCCUAGCUUCUCAAACACUCGUAAAUGCUGCCUUCAGUUCUAAAGCCCUGUGAUAGCAAUAUAUCUAACACUUCCCUCAAGGAUUUCCAAUUCCCCAAAUUUCCUAAUCUGAAUUGAUGUUCCUAACCCUCUCAUGAAAUCCUCUUUGCUGUGUUUUGACCCUUCCCCACAAGGCUCCUUUCACCCCGGCAUUGAGAACCUCUUUUUCAAAACCCCAUCUUUGACAAGACUUGGAUUCAUUUUUCACUCCAACCCCACCCACCCAUUAUGCCUUUCUGCUGUUCGGCGAGGCUAGUUCAGGUAGCUGCACCUCCCUAUCCAGAAUAAACACUUGCUCCCAUUGGAGACCCUGCUUUUCCCUUCAAAAUGUCUCAGUGGUUCUCUUCCUUUAGGUUGCUGACCUUCAUAGUCUCUGAAUAGAUGUUGGGGGUAAAAAGCAUCAUCAGUGGUAUUUAUUGAGCAUUUACUGUGUGCAGAGCACUGUACUAAAUGCUUGGGAGAGUGCAGUACAUGUUGGAGGUUCAGGGGCCCAUGUGUUUAAAAACUUGGCUACUACCCCACUUUCUCAUUUCCAGUUACAUUUUGCAGAAUAAGAGCCGCUUUGUUCUAGUGCUCCUAGCUUUUCUUAUCUGUUCUGUUAUUUUCAUCUCUCUGGUUUUCUCUUUCAUUCUAUCCUUCCCACUUUAAUCUGUGACCUCCUGUUACUCUCUGAAGUCAAAGGUUUUGUUUUUUAUAACUGUUCCCACUAGAAUAUGUUAACUUCAAUGAUUACAUUUCUUUCCUCAGUAUACAUUUGUCACAUCUUCAUCUUCCCCUGUGUGCCCAAACCCAUGCCACUAAUGGAGCCGCUUUGAAUUUACUUCUCUGGGCAGCGGCAGCAGUGGAGGCGUUGAUGAUAUCAGCAAAAUUAGGUCCCAUUUCCUGGGAGGUAAUCAGCUCUGCAACUUGUUUUCCUUCUUGCCUCAGCCCUGCAGAGAGAAGCCUACUUGUGACUGGGGUUUUGUUACACCACAUGUAUUUCUGUGUUUUCUUUUUCUUUCUCCUUCCUUCUCUCCCUUCCUCCCUCGCCUCUCUUCCAGUGAGUUCAGUUUUGCCCCUGGUUUGACAAGGCCCCUGCAAUGUGAAGAAUGUGUUUACCAUUGAGAGAUGUGUUUACUGAUGUGGUUCUUCAGAUCUCGAUCAAAUAAAUUCAUUUCCAAAACUGAAA